AGGUGUCUGAACUAUCUUAUUUUAAAAAUCAAAAGCUCAAAAACUUAACUUGCUUUCCACCACAUUCCUGCAAAUUUCUCUCCUCAAAUGAUCAUCAAAAACAUGGAUGCCUCCACCAAUGUCCCAUACCUAUGGCUACCUAUUUUUCUCUACGAUGAGCCCAUUCUAGCAAGCCAAGUUAUAGCAUCAAUAGAGCUAAUUCUCUAUUCAAUAUGUCUCUAUAUAGUAGUAGUAAGCCUGAAAAUAUUCGUGCAAGUUCGGAUGUUUCACCUCAAUUUUAUUAUUUUGGUAGCUCCAUUUUUUGGGAUUUGGUUUGAGUUGAUCAUCGGGAAGUUGAUUACAAUGUGCUAUCAGUUGAGUAUAUUUUCAAUUGGGAACCUGGAAAUCCGGAAGUUUUAUGUUUUAUGGACUGAUGACUCGAAUAAAAUGCUAGUAGUCAACUCUUUUGAAGGACUGGAAUUACUGAUAAUUGCGGGUUUUAUGGAGUAUCAUUAUAUGUUUUCUGUGGUUUUUGGCGCGGUGGCAGUGGCAAUUGAGAGGCUGGCUGCGUCGGUUUUGAUUGACAACUACGAAUCGACCAAUAAGAUUUUCAUCCCAAUAGCUCUAACUGUAUUUUUCCAAAUAAUCGCCAUCACCUGCUCCUGUUUGGCUCUUUUCCAUAAAUUCACGAUUAUUACCAUAAACGGCACUUGGAUUGUCAGCUGCGCUUGCUCUUCAAUCGUUUUCUUUCUUGUGGAGCGAAUAAAUUUGAGAUGGAAAGCUGAAAUGGAGCAUCCGAGACGGGAAAAAGUGUACACUAUUUCUCAGCGUUUUCAGGUGAAGGAGAAUAUUCGGGCGUUGGAUCUCGGAAAACGUCUGAUUUUCUCUGAACUUGGAACAAUUUCAAUAAUCGGGUUGAUAAUUGCCACACUUCUACUGGAACUGGUACCUCCGUCACUGGUUCAUAUUGCAGAAAAUGCGCUGUUCUUAAACCCAUUUGGCAUUUGCACAGUUGCUAUGUACAGUAUCCCUGCUUGGAAGAAGCGGUACAAAAAUGCUUUUCCAUCAAUUUUCUGCUUCCUAAUGAGACUUAAAAAUCGAAAAAUUGAUGUUCAAUCUAUGGAACCAUUGGAGGAAUUCAGCAAACGGAUUUAUGAAGAGACUAAUAUUCAUUUUGCACAGUUAAAUGAGUCGUGGACGUAGUUUUUAGUUCUUUUUUUUUGGAUUAAAAAAAUAAAAUCAGAAAAUUUAUAAAAU
This is a messenger RNA of Caenorhabditis elegans, 1236 nucleotides long. RefSeq names its product Serpentine receptor class epsilon-27 (gene sre-27). The record is from RefSeq and is marked reviewed. NCBI's taxonomy places the organism in Eukaryota, Metazoa, Nematoda, Chromadorea, Rhabditida, Rhabditidae. Gene Ontology annotation, cellular component: membrane. Gene Ontology annotation, biological process: sensory perception of chemical stimulus. The coding region runs from base 88 to 1182 and encodes 364 amino acids. The transcript has 5 exons.